Messenger RNA from Pecten maximus, 906 nucleotides. RefSeq names its product probable 28S ribosomal protein S23, mitochondrial. Gene Ontology annotation, molecular function: structural constituent of ribosome. Gene Ontology annotation, cellular component: ribosome; mitochondrion. Gene Ontology annotation, biological process: translation. The record is from RefSeq and is a predicted model, not a curated record. Bases 135 to 701 code for a protein of 188 amino acids. Lineage: Eukaryota; Metazoa; Mollusca; Bivalvia; Pectinida; Pectinidae. The transcript is spliced from 5 exons.
CAAUGCUUGGAUAAACUUCGCCCUAAUACAAACGUUUGUGUGACAAGUCAGUAAGGAUGGACGACAUCGAAAACAUGCGGCUGCCUAAGUGACUUUGAGAAAAUAUAGAGCAAAUGUAAACAAUAGCAGCAAGUAUGGCAGCUAGCAAGACAGAGAAAAUACGAUCUAUUUUCCAAAGAUGCCAAAGAUUGAUACGUGCUGGAGGGUUACCAGAAUCAGAAAAGCCUUUGUGGUAUGAUGUGUAUGCAGCUUUUCCACCAGCCGUUGAACCAUUGUAUAAUAGACCAGUUCCCACAAAAAGAAUUCGCAGCAUCCUGUACCCAGAGGACUUGGUUCGCGCGAGAUACUAUAAGGAAAUCUACGAUACUGACCUGGUAGACAUGAAAAAUGAACAGAAACCAACUACAUCACAAAGGUUUGUCGAUAAAUAUUUUGAGUUAAGGAAAACUGACUGCAAUAAUCCUGACCUGUUUGCUGCUACAGUUGAUGCAUUAAGAGACGACGGACUUAAAUUAACUACAUGGAAGGAAAGAGAAAGCUUUAGUCAGUCACACUCCGUGGAAGAAUAUGUAUCAAGAAAACCAUUCUACACAGCAGAGGAAGUGUUUGGUGAAUUUACCAUUGACAGACAAGCAAAGAAUGCGGACUCCAGGGCAGAUGACAUGGAUAUAGACAAUUUAGCAGCAGAUUUGUUUGACUGAUCCAGAGUCCCAUAGGUGUGGUCAUGCAUCUGUUGGUGUGGAAGACAUUUGUAAAUGUGUAGGAAUUUUUAUAGGUGAAAAUGUGUGUAUAUGAUGAUUUAAGUGAAAAGAGCAAAUGCUGUUUGUCAAUGUAAACUGCAGAAGUUUCAUUAUUCUUUCAAAUAUUUUACUGCAGAAUAAUAAAACAAAAUGUGUAUUAAACUUG